UCCUCUCUAUAAAAUUGAACUUGAAUGAAGAGCUUUGCAGUCACAACUGGAAGAAAAGAUGGGGAAGGGUCUGCUGUGGUUUGGUCUGGCCAUUUUGCUGCAAUUGCAGCUUGGCUCUGCCUACAAGCUGGUAUGUUAUUUCACUAAUUGGUCUCAGUACAGGCCAGAACCAGCCAAGUACUUUCCAAGCAACAUAGAUCCAAAUCUUUGCACUCAUUUGACCUAUGCCUUUGCCACUAUGAAUCAAAAUAAAAUUGCACCAUAUGAAUGGAAUGAUGAAGACAGGCUCUUCCCAGAGUUUCAAGCACUUAAGAAAAGCAAUUCCAAUCUGGUCACUCUGCUAGCUAUUGGAGGCUGGAAUUUUGGCACUCAGAAGUUCACUGAAAUGGUUUCCUCAGCUGCCAAUCGUAAAAUCUUCAUUGAUUCAGUGAUUGAGUACCUCUGUAAGUUUGGGUUUGAUGGGAUUGACUUGGACUUUGAAUACCCAGGAUCCAGAGGCAGCCCUCCUGAAGACAAGCAGCGCUUCACUAUCUUGAUUCAGGAAAUGCUUGCUGCUUUUGAAGCCAAUAAAUGUGAAGGGAGGAGGCUUUUGAUCACAGCAGCUGUAUCUGCUGGGAAAGGAACUAUUGAUGCAGGAUAUGAAAUUGCUGAGAUAGGAAAAGUUCUAGAUUUCAUCAGUGUAAUGACAUAUGACUUCCAUGGAGGCUGGGAUACUGUCACGGGACACAACAGCCCCUUGUAUGUGGGAUCCAAAGAUGAGGGUGAUUUCAAGUAUUUCAACUGUGACUUUGCUAUGAAAUACUGGAGGGACAAUGGUGUCCCAGCUGAGAAACUUCUUAUGGGAUUCCCCACCUAUGGACGCACCUUCAGGCUUACUUCCACAGAUACCUCUGUUGGUGCUCCUGUCUCUGGGGCUGGCUCAGCUGGACCUUAUACCCGUGAGGCAGGCUUCUGGGCUUACUAUGAGAUUUGCACAUUCUUAAACUCUGCCACAAAAAAAUGGAUCAAUGACCAGAAAGUCCCAUAUACCUACAGUGGAAAUGAAUGGGUUGGAUAUGACAACGUUUGCAGCUACAAAUAUAAAGUCAAGUACCUGAAAGAGAACAAUUUUGGAGGUGCCAUGGUUUGGGCCAUUGAUCUGGAUGACUUUCUGGGCACUUUCUGCAAUGAAGGAAAAUAUCCUCUCAUAACUGAGCUGAAAAGACUUCUUGAAACCAAUGGCCCCAUUGUGCCAGAUUGCCCUGAAGGAACUCCUACUCCUACUCCUACUCCUCCUCCUACAACUACUACUGAAACUACUACUACUACAACGGAUGGCCCUACAGAUAGUACAACUCCAGCUAUAACUACAACUACAACUGAGGACUCACCUGAUAACUUUUGUGCCAACAAAGAGGAUGGUAUACAUGCUAAACCAGAAGACAGAACCAAAUUCUAUGUGUGUUUUAAUAAGCAGACUUUUGUUUUCAACUGUGCACCUGGAUUGGUGUUUGAUGACAGCUGUAAAUGCUGUAACUACCCUUAAUAUUAACAGAUGGUUUCCGACAAAAAAGAGAAGAUUGAAAUAAUGUAGCCCUUUGGCCCACAGCAGACCCCCCUUACGCUUUCCUUUGAAAUAAAAUCCAGGAUGCAUGACUAAA
Molecule: messenger RNA, 1640 nt
Organism: Heteronotia binoei (common prickly gecko)
Lineage: Eukaryota; Metazoa; Chordata; Lepidosauria; Squamata; Gekkonidae
Product: acidic mammalian chitinase-like
Exons: 11
Coding region: 59-1525 (488 amino acids)
Biological process (GO): chitin catabolic process; carbohydrate metabolic process
Cellular component (GO): extracellular region
Molecular function (GO): chitinase activity; chitin binding
Source: RefSeq, a predicted model, not a curated record